ACCAACAGGGCCGCGAGAGGCGGCGGCGGGGUGAUCCCGGCGGGGGAGACGCGGGCCCCUGCCCAGCCCGCGUGGUGCCGGAAGGGCCCGAGCUCAGGCGGCCAGCCUCCUCCUGCCUCCGGUUACCGCCCCCCCAGCUGCUCUCUGGGGCAGCUCCGCGGAGGUGAGAGCGGCGCCGGUCCGUGCAGCCCUCCCGCGCCAGGGCAGCGCCGCGCGCGAAGCGGUCGAGCGCCCCGCGGGGAGCGCGUUAGCCUGCGCCGCAGACACCCAGGCGGGCCGUGCCGGUGCGCAGCGCUGUCCCAGCGGGUGCACGCGGCCGGGCAAGCCCACCCAAAACAACGGAAACUGCCUUUUAGGUCAAAAACGUAAAUGAUUAAUUAAGCCCGUCCUUUCCAGUACAGCGUAACUGGCAGGCGUGGUAAGGUAAGUGCGAGCCGCGUUAGGAGAAGCGGCUGUGAUUAAAGCUCCGACGGCUACGAAGUCCGGCGAGCGGCCCUGAGCGCCUGGCGGGUCCGCAGCCGGGAGGUCGACGGCAGAGGAAGGAGGUGCCUCCGGGGAGGGGAUCGCCGGAGGGAACGGCACGGCGGAGGAGCACGUCAGACGCGAGGGCAGCCUGGGCCGGGGGAGGGCCAGGGCCCGCUGGAGCCCUGGAGUCUUACUUAACGAAUGUUGAGAGAAUCUGCAGCGGGCGACAUUAACCCGCAAGCGGUUAGAGAAGGCGAGUAAGGGGCCUGGACACUGUUCUCGAGCCGCUGCAGGAGCCCAGGAGAAACCUCGCUGACCCGUAGCAACAGCGGCAGAGGGGUAGGUCAGCGAGGGACGCGGCGCGGGGCGGCCCUGCCAGAGCGGAUGGGCAGGCGGGCACGGCCGCAGCCGCACAGGCUCCGUGGCAGGCGGCCUCGCUGCCGUGCCCGGCCCAGGCGAACGCGCCAGCGUCGGGUGCAAAGGGAAUCAGCGAAGGAGCUCGUGUGAGCGCAGGCAGGGCGGCCGCGACGACCUCGGAGCUGGCACUAAGUGUUAAGAGCGGGUGGAGGACCCGGGUGAAACAGUUCCGAAGUAUUUCCUUGCUUCUCGUAAAUGCACUGCCCCGAAACUUGGCCGCUUCGCUCCACCCAGUUUUUUAGUAACAUACGUAAGUAGCAACAACAAACGUAAGGCUGCAGUGACUGCAGUUGCUCAGAAGCCGAGAGAGGUGGCGGUGUGAUGCCCGGCUGUCACCUUGACUGGCCCACAGGACCCUCAGGGUGCUGGUGAAACACGGCUGGGGGGCGAGCUUGGCAUCUGCAUCUAGACUGAGCGAAACGGACCCUCAGGGCAGCAGGCCGUCCAGGCCGGAAGGAAACCAGGCAGCUGCUCCUCUUGAGCUAAGCGUGUGGUCUCCCGCCACCGAUUUCAGCGCUCUUCUCGGGCCCUGAGACAGCCACGGGCUCCCCAUCGUGGCCUCUGCACUAAACUUCUACCGCUGGCUCUCCCCCGCUGCAGAUGACAGGACUCCUGGCCCUCCUAACGGUGUGAGCCAGGGCUUCCUAAGACACAGGCAGAGGAGCGGGUAUUUGUGAACACUUGUUUCAGUGUACUUUGCCUUAUUUAAAUGUUGACAUGUGAACUCA
Messenger RNA from Chinchilla lanigera (long-tailed chinchilla), 1610 nucleotides. RefSeq names its product translation initiation factor IF-2-like. Lineage: Eukaryota; Metazoa; Chordata; Mammalia; Rodentia; Chinchillidae. The record is from RefSeq and is a predicted model, not a curated record.